AUGCUAGCCAUGUUUCUUGGCUUCUUCAUGACUGGAUAUCUUCCGAUUGGCUUCGAAUUUGCAGCCGAAAUAACAUUCCCCGCUGCCGAAGGCACGACUAGCGGUCUGCUGAACGCGAGUGCUCAGAUUUUCGGUAUCGCUCUCACAAUGGCAAUGGGCAAAGUGAUGCAUAGCAUAAACACGCUUACGAGCAACAUCAUUAUGAGCGUAGCUCUGAUUCUUGGCACCAUCCUUACAGGUAUGGAA
Cooperia oncophora is the source of this 246-nucleotide messenger RNA. The record is from the annotation of a GenBank genome assembly. Lineage: Eukaryota; Metazoa; Nematoda; Chromadorea; Rhabditida; Trichostrongylidae.